Uloborus diversus is the source of this 4410-nucleotide messenger RNA. RefSeq lists its product as uncharacterized. Gene Ontology annotation, molecular function: glutamate synthase activity; iron-sulfur cluster binding. The coding region runs from base 1 to 4410 and encodes 1469 amino acids. The transcript is spliced from 33 exons. NCBI's taxonomy places the organism in Eukaryota, Metazoa, Arthropoda, Arachnida, Araneae, Uloboridae. The record is from RefSeq and is a predicted model, not a curated record.
AUGGCGCCAGCUGCUCUUUCGAAUUUGGUUUUCGUUUUACGGAAAUAUGCAACUCAUAAAAUUCCCUCAUCUGAUCUUCGCUUUUACAUAUGCAAUUUAUCCACCGACACUGUUGUAUAUAAAGGUCAGCUGACGUCUACUCAGCUUUGGAGUUAUUUCAAAGACCUGCAAAAUCCUGAGUUUGAAACAUAUCUAGCUCUAGUCCAUGCUAGAUUCUCAACCAACACUUUUCCAAGUUGGGAAAGAGCUCAUCCGAUGAGGGUGCUGGCUCAUAACGGAGAGAUCAACACUCUUCGCGGCAACAUCAACCUCAUGAGGGCCAGAGAAGGCGUCAUGGAGAGCAGACUCUUCGGAGACGAGUUGCACAAAUUGUACCCGGUGGUGGAACCCAAUCUUUCAGACUCCGGCUGUGCAGACAAUGUCCUGGAAUUUUUGGUGAUGGCCGGACAGAGAUCCCUGCCCGAAGCAGUCAUGACUAUGGUACCAGAAGCCUGGCAAAACGACGAUGCGAUGAAUUCCGAUAAGAAAGCUUUCUACAGGUGGAGUGGCUGUGUAAUGGAACCUUGGGAUGGCCCAGCAUUGCUAACAUUCACGGACGGCAAUUUGAUCGGAGCCAUCUUGGACAGAAAUGGUUUGAGGCCUUCAAGAUAUUACUUAACAAAAGAUAAUCACAUGAUAAUGGCGAGUGAAGUGGGAGUUCUAGACAUUGAGCAUUCAAAUAUUGCACAAAAGGGACGACUACGACCAGGUCGAAUGUUAUUAGUGGAUACUCAGAAGCACCUUUUUAUAAAAGAUGAAGAUCUAAAACUUCAAAUUGCUCAAAAGCGACCUUUAAAUGACUGGUUGAAAGAAAUGUUUACAUUAGAUGAUUUGCACACUGCCGGAUAUGCUGCUAGCCAUCACACUAGUCACCCAAAGUUGGAUCCUAACAAGCGAACUAUGAGCCAGGCUGUUGAGGACAGAAGAUUGGCUCUCUUUGCCUACACAAUUGAAACAAUAAAUUUGUUGUUAGUUCCAAUGAUCGAUACAAAAAAAGAAGCUCUUGGCUCCAUGGGCAAUGAUGCUCCGUUGGCAUGUCUUUCUCUUUACCAACCCUUGAUUUAUGAUUAUUUCAAGCAACUAUUUGCUCAGGUCACCAAUCCACCCAUCGACCCCUUUAGGGAGAGGAUCGUCAUGUCGUUGGCAUGUCCUAUCGGACCCGCAGCCAACAUUUUAGAACCGAGUGCUCAACAGUGCUGUCGUCUGUAUUUGGAGCAACCCAUUUUAUCCUUAAAAGACAUUGAGGCUCUGAAGGCUACUACAUACAAAGGCUGGAAAACAAAAGUGAUCGAUAUUGUUUAUCCUGUUCAAGAAGCUGCUGAUGGGCUGCUUCCAGCCCUGAAAAGAAUCUGUGCGGAUGCAAGCAGUGCAGCCGAUAAUGAUUACUCUUUGGUAAUCCUUUCCGAUAAGAAGGCAGGUCGAGACUACAUACCAGUCAGUGCUUUGUUAGCUUUGGGUGCAGUUCAUCAUCAUCUAAUCAACAAAUUGCAAAGAAUGAAAGUGGGUCUCAUAUUGGAAACUGGAGAAGCAAGGGAAGUUCAUCACAUGUGCGUGCUUCUGGGCUACGGGGCAGACGCCAUUUGUCCUUACCUGGUCUUCGAAAGCAUGGCCGAGUUGCAAGACGAAGGCGUUAUCAGCGAAAGUUUGACCGAGGAUAUGAUAUUCAAGAAUUAUGUCGAGGCCAUGGAAAGGGGGAUUGCCAAAGUGAUGGCUAAAAUGGGAAUCUCUACGCUUCAGAGUUACAAAGGUGCUCAAAUCUUUGAAGCUGUUGGUUUGAAUGAAGAGGUUGUAGAUUUUUGUUUCAAAAAUACUCCAUCCCGGAUAGGAGGGAUCACCUUCAAAAUUCUUGCUGAAGAAAAUUUAGAGCGACACCGCAUAGCGUAUAGUGAUCGUGACUGUGAUAAUAUGGUUCUCAGGAACCCUGGUAAUUACCACUGGCGGAGUGGAGGAGAAAAACAUAUUAAUGAUCCUCUAGCUAUUGCCAAUUUGCAGGAUGCUGCUCGAUCUAACAACAAGAAUGCUUACGAGCAAUUUGUCGAUAUCACCAUGGCCAAUGUUAGGGCAUGUACCAUCAGAGGACAGUUUGAUUUGGUUAAGUCUUCCUCUCCCAUAGACAUUAGUGAAGUCGAGGAAGCAAAAGAGAUUGUCAAGCGUUUUGCAACAGGUGCCAUGAGCUUUGGCAGCAUAUCUGUAGAAACGCACAAAACACUUGCAGCAGCAAUGAAUAGAGUUGGGGGCAAGUCCAACACUGGAGAAGGAGGGGAGGACCCUGAUAGGUUCAUUGUCACUGAUCCAAACAAUAACUACAGGUCUGCAAUAAAGCAGGUGGCUUCGGGAAGAUUUGGAGUCACUAUUGAGUACCUAGCCAACGCUGAUGAAUUGCAAAUCAAAAUGGCUCAAGGAGCUAAACCUGGAGAAGGAGGAGAGCUUCCUGGACAUAAAGUAUCAAAAGAUAUUGCCAAAACUCGACAUUCCAUUCCUGGUGUUGGUCUAAUCAGUCCACCCCCUCAUCAUGACAUUUAUUCAAUUGAAGAUUUGGCGGAACUCAUUUAUGAUUUGAAGUGUGCCAACCCGAGUGCCAGAAUUUCUGUCAAACUGGUUUCAGAAGUUGGCGUUGGUGUCGUAGCAUCUGGUGUUGCUAAGGGUAAGGCUGAACACAUCACCAUAUCAGGACAUGAUGGAGGAACCGGUGCAAGUAGUUGGACCGGAAUAAAAGGAGCCGGGCUGCCUUGGGAAUUGGGAAUUGCAGAGACCCAUCAAACUCUGGUACAGAAUGACCUUCGUUCUCGAGUCGUCUUACAAGCCGAUGGACAAAUCAGAACAGGAUUCGACGUUGUGGUUGCCGCCAUACUUGGGGCCGAUGAGUUUGGCUUUUCCACCGCUCCUUUGAUAGUCCUUGGAUGCACAAUGAUGCGGAAGUGCCAUCUGAACACCUGUCCAGUCGGCGUAGCAACCCAGGAUCCAGAGCUCAGGAAGAAGUUCGCCGGAAAGCCGGAGCACAUGGUUAAUUACUUAUUCAUGCUUGCUGAAGAUGUCCGGGCUCAUAUGGCAUCCUUGGGUGUUAGAAGUCUACAAGAAUUAAUUGGACGCACAGACUUGUUGAAAGUCCACUUCAACAAGGAUAAUCCAAAAGCCCAAAUGCUGGACUACUCUGCAAUAUUAUUGGAUGCUUUGAGCUUAAGGCCAAAUACUGUAAUUAUUGGAGGCAGCUUGACUCAAGACUUUGCCUUGGAAAACAGAUUGGACAAUCUGCUUAUCAAACAAGCUAAGGAUGUGAUAGAAAGAAAGAAAUCAAAUGUUACAAUACAUAUGGACAUUUCCAAUGUUGACAGAACUUUUGGUUCCACACUGAGCUAUCAUAUUGCAAAGAAAUAUGGUGGAAAAGGUCUCCCAGAUAAUAGCAUUAAAAUAAAACUGGAGGGAUCAGCUGGUCAAAGUUUCUGUGCAUUUUUAGCACCGGGAGUGUGUGUGGAAUUGGAAGGAGAUGCUAAUGAUUAUGUUGGAAAGGGCUUAUCUGGCGGGACUGUGAUAGUUUAUCCGCCCACACGCUUACCCCGCGAGUUCAAAUCUGAGGAGAAUAUCAUUGUUGGUAAUGUCUGCUUGUAUGGUGCUACGUCCGGAAAAGCCUUCUUCAGAGGCAUUGCGGCAGAGAGAUUCUGUGUCAGGAAUUCUGGUGCUACUGCUGUUGUCGAGGGCGUUGGAGACCAUGGUUGUGAAUACAUGACUGGUGGUUUUUGUUUAAUUCUGGGUGCUACUGGACGUAAUUUUGCUGCUGGAAUGUCUGGCGGCAUUGCAUACGUUUUGGAUGAGAAAGGCAUGCUUGAGUCCCGCAGCAAUUUGAUGAUGGUGGAUCUAUUACCACUGGAGCUUCCUGAAGACCUUACUUUUGUUGAAAGCUUAUUGAAGGAGUUUUUCGAGAAGACUGGUUCAGCUGUAGCCCAGCGCCUAUUGUCCAAUUGGCCUGCCUCUGCUAAAUCUAUUGUGAAGGUAUUUCCAAAAGAAUACCAACGUGCCUUAAACCAAGCAGAAGAGGAGAAACGGAUGAACUUGACAAAUGGUCCUACCGUCGUUGGAAAACAGAAGAUAACAUCUGGCGUAAAGGACAUAGAGGAUGUCAUAUCUAGUGGAGAAAAAAUUGAUAAAUUAAGAGGCUUCAUGAAGUACAAGCGACAGACAAAUCCUUAUAGAAAACCCGCUGAAAGGCUUCAGGAUUGGAAUGAAAUUUACGACUUCCAAGGAGUGAGGAAAACUAUAAAAGGCCAAGCUGCUCGCUGCAUGGAGUGUGGUGUUCCUUUCUGCCAAUCCAGCCAUGGCUGUCCCUUGGGCAACAUCAUUCCCAAGUGGAACGAUUUGGUUUACAAGAUAGAUUAA